GCAAAGGCAAAAGGGAUAAAAAGAAAGUCAAAAUCUUGACCCUUGACUUUCAUGGGGUUGACAACAUAUAAAGUCAAAAUCUUGACCCAUGCAUGCAUAUUUUUCAUGCAUUCCAUUUCUUGAUUCAAUUUCAAAUGGAGAGGUUCAGCAAGGCCAUUGCAGCAGUGAAGGACCACACCAGCCUACGCCUCGCAGCACGAACUUCGUUAUCCGAACUCGAUGUCACAAUAUUGAAGGCCACAUCCCACAACGAACAACCCGCCGACGAAUCUCACAUUCAACAAAUCUUGAAUCUAACAGCCACCUCCCCUCUGCUUGUAUCUUCAUGUGUUAACACCAUCUCGCGACGUCUAAACAAAACCCGAAACUGGGUCGUGGCCCUGAAGACCCUCAUGCUGGUCCGACGGUUGCUUCAUGAAGGCAACCGAAGAUAUGCCCGGGAGAUGUUUACUGCCACACGACGUGGAACUCGUCUGUUAAACAUGUCGGAUUUUAGGGACGCACUUAAAUCCAACACAUGGGAUUAUGCGGCGUUUGUUAGAACAUAUUCAUUGUUUCUUGAUGAGGAACUUGAGUACAAAAUGCAGGGGAGGAGGGGAUCAUGUAGCUCAUUUGCGCUUGAGGAAAAGGAUGACGAAGAUGAUACAGAGCGCGAAGAUGUAGUUGUGCCUGUUCGCGAAAUGGAAAACGACCAAUUGUUUGCUCGAAAUAAUCACCUGAUGCAACUUCUUGAGCGAUUUCUUGCUUGUCGACCAGCAGGUGAAGCAAGGCAUAACAGGAUGGUGAUGGUGGCUUUAUACUCAAUUCUUGUACAAAGUUUCCAAAUUUAUAGUGACAUAAAAGAGGUGAUGGGUGUUUUCACCGAUCGAUUCGAUAACCUCAGUCUCCAAGAUUCCGUUAAGGUCUACGCUAUGGCCAAUCGUGUAGCAAAGCAGUAUGAUGUACUCGAUAUGUUCUAUGACUGGUGCAAAUCGGUUGGCAUUGCAAGAACAUCCGAGUAUCCGGAAAUCGAAAAGAUUUCACAAAAGAAAUUAGAAGCCAUGGAUGAGAUUAUCAAACAAAAAUCAGAUGGAUCAAAAAAAGAAAGUUGAAG
Helianthus annuus (common sunflower) is the source of this 1093-nucleotide messenger RNA. Its product is annotated as putative clathrin assembly protein At1g03050. Bases 93 to 1091 code for a protein of 332 amino acids. Gene Ontology annotation, biological process: clathrin coat assembly; clathrin-dependent endocytosis; vesicle budding from membrane. Gene Ontology annotation, cellular component: clathrin-coated vesicle; clathrin-coated pit. Gene Ontology annotation, molecular function: clathrin heavy chain binding; phosphatidylinositol-4,5-bisphosphate binding; 1-phosphatidylinositol binding. NCBI's taxonomy places the organism in Eukaryota, Viridiplantae, Streptophyta, Magnoliopsida, Asterales, Asteraceae. The record is from RefSeq and is a predicted model, not a curated record. The transcript is spliced from 2 exons.